AUGGACACUUCCCUCAUGUGUAGCAUCUGUCCUGGACAGCCACAGUUCAGCGAUGUCUCCCACCUGUUGACCCAUGCUGGCUCCAAGGCUCAUCUAGCCAACCACUUCAAGCUCAAGCUUCGCACCGAUGAUCCUAACGCAAUUGAGCUUCUCAAGCAAUAUGACGACUGGUUUGAGGCCAAUGGCUUUGCGAAGCAGCUGGCUGCUCGCAUGGCCAGCAAAGAAAGUCGGAAGAAAAGAAAGUCGGACGAAGCAUCGACAUCCAACACCACCAAACACGCAAGGAACCGAGCAUCUAUUGUCGAGCCUGAGGGCUCCAGCACUCCUACAAUGCCAACCACCCCUGUCCCUGAUUGCCUCGAUCCUCGCCUGGCCGAUUCUCACAAUGACAACCAGCAACAUGCGGGUACGACCCUCGCGCCAAGCACGCCAAACCGAUUGCCUAUGGCAAACAGCCAUGCGAAAGCUCGCACGGGUCCCAUCCUCCGCUCGAUGCGAUCCUCUAAUGGCACAAAGUCAAACGUGUUGCAGCCGGUUGAUGCUUCUGGACUUGGCGAUGAAAGCCGAUCGUUGGCUUUGCCUGUGACACCGAUACAGCGCCGACGCAAACCGGAACCCUUGGAGAGAACAUGGACUGCCAACAAAGAUACUCCUGAUCCUUUUAUGGACUCCGGUGAUCAGACGCAGGCAUCGGGUGACGCUGAGAUGGACAAGACUCGAGCUGAAGAGAUCGCAAGACUCAAGGGCGUUCUAUGGCCAGGCAUGGAUAUUUUUGAUUCCGCCACGGUGCAGAUGCGUCGUCGGCGCAACCAGAAGAAGGAUAGUGCUGCACUGAAAACGAUGCAGCAGACUUCUUCGCUCGUGGAGCCAACAGAACAGGUCUAUUCCCCACACGGAACUCUGCUGACGGAGCGUGUGAUCACGGGUAAUGUGGAGGAAUACAGCCCACUCAAAGGAGAGACUCCGAUUCCCAGGCGAGGCCUCGCUCGUACCAGGACCACACGUCUGACCAAAGCUGACCCCAACGUGCCCCGUGCCGCGGACAGAAAGCGACAGAGAACCGACAAAGACCGCAAGAACAUGGAAGAAGAAGAGGUCAAAGAAGAGCACAAGUUUCCCCGCCGCUCGCGCCGUGCAGGAGACCGUAUUCACCCCUAUGUUGGCGACGAUGAAGAGCUUGGUCUUACUGUCAACACCUUUGGCAAACGGCCGAGGGGUGGCUUCGACGUUUUUGUUGAUGAGGAGAAAGAAGAAGAGGACAGCAAAACAUCUUACCAGGAACUGGGAUUCAGAACGCAGUUCGAUACAUUGACCCCCACUCGCCUUGUUUUGAACGGAAAGACGAACACCGGUAUUCAUGCCUCGAGCGUUGGGCACGCAUCCGUUGCCAAAGAGAACAUUGAGCCUAUUCUGAACCCUCAAGGCCGAAUUGGCCCCCACGGUUGGCACUCUCCAUUCGCUAAACGCUCUGACCCCGAUGACUUUGGAUUCGGCCCCCAAUACUUUUCUGAUCUUGGUGAUACAUACGACAGCUUUGACAAGGCUGGGUAUCGAUUCAACCCUCUGCAAGCCCCCUCAAAGCACCCUUUCUAUGAGAGCCAGUAUGAAGAGGAGCAUACUGCAGCCCAGAAUGGAUGGCUUUCAAUGGACCAGACAGUUCCAUCCGAAGAAACCAUCCCCGAAGAGGACCAGAUCUUUCAUGCAUACUACUUGACUACCGAUGCGAACUAA
Penicillium egyptiacum is the source of this 1731-nucleotide messenger RNA. The record is from the annotation of a GenBank genome assembly. NCBI's taxonomy places the organism in Eukaryota, Fungi, Ascomycota, Eurotiomycetes, Eurotiales, Aspergillaceae.